CUGCUUUUCUAAUGCUUCGUUUAAACCUGCAUAUUAGUUAGGAAAGCGUUUGUUUGGAAUAACUGCAGAUAAUCAAUAGAUUUUGUCUCCAAAAUCAUAUUAAUCUGUGCACAACGAGGUUUAUAUUGUGACAGAAAGAAAUGAGGACCCUGCUGCUUAUAAGUGCACUGACCAUCACCCGCUUGAUUUCUACAGCUUUAAUAGCAGCAGCAAGUACUGAUUCUACAUCAACAGUGCUCACAAGUACAACUGUGCAACCUACAGAAGCAAGUACUGAUUCUACAUCAACAGUGCUCACAAGUACAAUUGUGCAACCUACAGAAGCAAGCACUGAUUCUACAUCAACAGUGCUCACAAGUACAACUGUGCAACCUGUAGCAGCAGCAAGUACUGAUUCUACAUCAACAGUGCUCACAAGUACAACUGUGCAACCUACAGAAGCAAGUACUGAUUCUACAUCAACAGUGCUCACAAGUACAAUUGUGCAACCUACAGAAGCAAGCACUGAUUCUACAUCAACAGUGCUCACAAGUACAACUGUGCAACCUGAAGAAGCACGUACUGAUUCUACAUCAACAGUGCUCACAAGUACAACUGUGCAACCUACAGAAGCAAGUACUGAUUCCACAUCAACAGUGCUCACAAGUACAACUGUGCAACCUACAGAAGCAAGUACUGAUUCUACAUCAACAGUGCUCACAAGAACAACUGUGCAACCUACAGAAUCAAGUACUGAUUCUACAUCUACAGUGCUCAAAAGUACAACUGUGCAACCUGCAGCAGCCAGUACUAAUUCUACAUCAACAGUGCUCACAAGUUCAACUGUGCAACCUACAGAAGCAAGUACUGAUUCUACAUCAACAGUGCUCACACGUACAACUGUGCAACCUGCAACAGCAAGUACUGAUUCUGCAUCAACAGUGCUCACAAGUACAACUGUGCAACCUACAGAAGCAAGUACUGAUUCUACAUCAACAGUGCUCACAAGUACAACUGUGCAACCUACGGAAGCACGUACUGAUUCUACAUCAACAGUGCUCACAAGUACAACUGUGCAACCUACAGAAGCAAGUACUGAUUCUACAUCAACAGUGCUCACAAGUACAACUGUGCAACCUACAGAAGCAAGUACUGAUUCUACAUCUACAGUGCUCAAAAGUACAACUGUGCAACCUGCAGCAGCCAGUACUGAUUCUACAUCAACAGUGCUCACAAGUUCAACUGUGCAACCUACAGAAGCAAGUACUGAUUCUACAUCAACAGUGCUGACUCGUACAACUGUGCAACCUGCAGCAGCAAGUACUGAUUCUACAUCAACAGUGCUCGCAAUAACAACUGUGCAACCUGCAGCAACAAUUACUGAUUCUACAUCAACAGUGCUCACAAGCACAAUUGUGCAUCCUGCUGCAGCAAGUACAGAUUCUACAUCAACAGUGCUCGCAAGUACAACUGUGCAACCUGCAGCAGCAAGUAAUGAUUCUACAUCAACAGGUCUCAAAAGCACAACUGCGCAACCUGCAGCAGCAAGUACUGAUUCUACAUCAACAAUGCUCAAAAGCACAACUGCGCAACCUGCAUCAGCAAGUACCAAUUCUACAUCAACAGUGCUCACAAGUACAACUGUGCAACCUACAGCAGCAAGUACUGUUUCGACAUCAACAAUUCUCACAAGUACAACUGUGCAACAUGUAGCACCAGCAAGUACUGAUUCUACAUCAACAGUGCUCACAAGCACAACUGUGCAACCUGCAGCAGCAAGUACUGAUUCUACAUCAACAAUGCUCAAAAGCACAACUGCGCAACCUGCAUCAGCAAGUACCAAUUCUACAUCAACAGUGCUCACAAGUACAACUGUGCAACCUACAGCAGCAAGUACUGUUUCGACAUCAACAAUUCUCACAAGUACAACUGUGCAACAUGUAGCACCAGCAAGUACUGAUUCUACAUCAACAGUGCUCACAAGCACAACUGUGCAACCUGCAGCAGCAAGUACUGAUUCUACAUCAACAAUGCUCAAAAGCACAACUGCGCAACCUGCAGCAGCAAGUACGUCAGUAACAACGAUUUCUAACGGCUGUCGGAAGAGAGCGGUCGAAGAGGGCGAGUGUGUGGCUAACGCUGAGUGUGUAAAAGAAGGGGACGCAUACUUGUGCAAAUGUAAGCAAGGAUUCGUAAAUCAAUCAUCGCAGUGUAACAAAGAAGAGAUGUCAUGGGGCCAAAACAGAGGAACUUCUGGUAGAUCCUUCAUUGUUGCGUACUGGUUAUUGAUUGUAACUGCAUGCGUACAUCUUGUUCAGACAGUACCAUAGAGUUGAUAAGGGACACAGCAACGCAGUAUUUGUUCUGAACAUAAAAUUCUCUACUGAAUUUUGGCAGUCCGGUCAACCGUUAAAACAUUUGUUUUAAAAUAACACAUUUCUCUUAAAUGAUGAAUGUUUUAUAUAUAUAUAAAAGCCUUUUCCUAUCAUUUUAUCACCAUCAUUGACACUCUGUCGAAUUUUGAAUCUUUGUUUCGAACUUAACCUUACAU
This is a messenger RNA of Dreissena polymorpha, 2530 nucleotides long. RefSeq lists its product as uncharacterized. Lineage: Eukaryota; Metazoa; Mollusca; Bivalvia; Myida; Dreissenidae. The coding region runs from base 141 to 2309 and encodes 722 amino acids. The transcript is spliced from 7 exons. The record is from RefSeq and is a predicted model, not a curated record.